This is a messenger RNA of Eufriesea mexicana, 1488 nucleotides long. Its product is annotated as tRNA modification GTPase GTPBP3, mitochondrial. The coding region runs from base 22 to 1488 and encodes 488 amino acids. Gene Ontology annotation, cellular component: mitochondrion; cytoplasm. The transcript is spliced from 5 exons. The record is from RefSeq and is a predicted model, not a curated record. Gene Ontology annotation, biological process: tRNA methylation; tRNA wobble uridine modification. NCBI's taxonomy places the organism in Eukaryota, Metazoa, Arthropoda, Insecta, Hymenoptera, Apidae. Gene Ontology annotation, molecular function: GTPase activity; protein binding; GTP binding.
CGAAUAUUUUUAAAUAAAAACAUGUGGAAGUUAACUGCUACUUCUAUGAGAAUGAGACAGACAACUUCUUUCUCACUGAUUCUACUGCAAAGAUAUUUUAGUGAAUGUAGAUCCUCCACAAUUUACGCACUUUCUUCUGGAUAUGGUAAAUGUGGAGUAGCAGUAAUUAGAGUAUCUGGACCAAAAGCAUCAUUAGCUUUAAAAAAUAUGACAAAAAUAUCUGUUCUAAAACCUAGAAUAGCUCUCUUAAGAAAAAUUCAUGAUCCUGAGACUAAGGAAAUUUUAGAUGUAGGUUUAUGUCUUUGGUUUCCAGAACCUAAUUCAUUUACUGGAGAGAAUUCUGUAGAAUUUCAUGUUCAUGGUGGUCCAGCAGUAGUGAUGUCAGUUUUAAAUGCAUUGUCAAAACUACGUUUUCAGGUAGCAUCUCCUGGAGAAUUUACAAAGAGGGCACUUUUAAAUGGAAAAUUAGAUUUGACUGAAGCUGAAGGUAUAAGGGAUUUAAUUGAAGCAGAAACAGAAAAACAACGUAAGCAGGCUACUAAUCAAGUAAAUGGUUCUCUUCGUUGUCUUUAUGAUUCUUGGCGUAUUACACUUUUAAAUAUUCUUGCUGGCUUAGAAGCCUAUAUUGAUUUUUCUGAAGAGCACAAUAUAACUUCUAAUGUCUUAGAAGAUACUAAAAGUGGUGUAAAAAAAUUAUCUAUAGAAAUUCAACAACAUCUUGCUGAUGGAAGAAAGGGAGAAAUUCUACGUACUGGAAUACAUGUAACAAUUUUUGGAGAAUCUAAUGUAGGAAAAAGCAGUCUUCUAAAUCUUCUUUCUAGAAAAGAUGCAGCUAUUGUAACAUCUUCACCUGGGACAACAAGGGAUGUUAUACAGCUAACAACUAAUAUCUGUGGGUACCCAAUGAUUCUUGCAGACACUGCAGGGAUUAGAAAUGAUCCAGAAAAUGAGAUAGAAAUAGCAGGCAUUAGAAAAGCUAAAGAACAUUCACACAGAGCAGAUUUUAUUAUAUGUGUAAUUAGUGCAGAAAUUAAUAUAGCAACUCCUUUGCAUGAGUUUUUACAGCAAUAUAAGAAUUUCCUAGGAAUAGAUAAAAAAAGAGUUCUUACAGUAUUAAAUAAAGUAGAUUUACUCAAUAAAGAAGAUAAAGAAAAAUGGCGGCACGAAAAUGUUGUUCUUGUAUCAUGUAAAACACAAGAAGGUUUAAAAGAACUUAUAAAUGCAUUAGGACAAUGUUUUGAAGAAAUAUGUGGAGAUCCAUGUGAAGAAAAUCCUGUAAUCAGCCACGCACGAUACAGAAACCAUUUAUUACUUGUUUCAGAUUAUCUUAAAUUAUAUUUAGAGAAAAUUGAAGUACCAAACUAUGAUAUAGCUAUAUCAUUGCAAGAUAUAAGAAGUGCAGUAAGAGAGCUUGGAAAAAUAACUGGUUCCAUUAGUAAUGAAGAAAUCCUUGAUGUUAUUUUUAAAGAUUUUUGUAUAGGAAAGUAA